AAUAAUACUAUAUUUGAGGAUUUGUAGUACCAGAGAAAUGCAAGUGCCCAAUGGUUUGAGUGUUUUCUCUCUGAAAGGCGAAUGCCCUUUUUUACGGAAAAGCCGAAGAUUAGGGGGCGACAUGGAAAUUUCCUAGGCAUAGAAAGUAGUAUUUUGAGAAAGCAAAGCAAUACAAUGACAUCGUGGUACGGACCGUUGAUCGAUCUCUCAAAAGCUUAUGAUCACGAGGGUCAUUUCGUCCAGCUCCUCGUUUUCGUCCACCGUUCCACUCCUGUUCAGUAGUAUAAAUUGUCCAAAGGAGGAGAAAUAAUCAGGACAGACAUUCAGGUCGGCGAUGACACUUUACCCUUAUUCUCCGUCUCCUUAUGGAAGAAAGAAAUGCGGUCCAUUGUCUUUGCCGGCGACGUCGUUUUAUUGCAAAAUGUCAAGAUCACCAAAUUUCGUGACGUUUUCGAGGCCAGAACUGUGGACUGGUCAUCCUUUCACCGUCUAGUCUACCCUUACGACUCCCUAGUUUCAAAGGGUGCAACUGAAUUAGUAGCAGAGUGUCGAGUGGGGAUGGCGGCUAAAGAAAAGCUUAGGAAGGUUAUAGAAUGGGUGCAGCGGACCGGAUAUACUGCUAUUCACGAUGUCGAAGCAUAUGACUGUCAAAAUAGGCGACUCUCCAGAAACUGGAAAGUGCCAGAACCAAAUAAAUUUAGAGAAUGUCCCUCACUUUCUGAAGUAUUGCGCCUGACUAGUCACUGUAAGGCAAUAUUUAGUGCUUCUAUUGGCGAAAUUUUUCUGCCAAUUACUUGGAGGCCUAUUGGUGAGUCUGAGAAUGAAAAUAUGUUCGUCAGCAGGAGACUGUAUACAUCAGGAGACAAUAAUUUAGCAGAAGAUCUUAUUUGCACUGGUUGCCGGCUAUGUGGUUCCCCUUUGGAUCCAGAGCAUGGGUCUACCAUUGGGAAGAAUUCUCUUCCACUCUAUUGUGAGAAAAGCUCAGAUAGCCUUCAUGCAGUCAGCUUGAUAUAUAGGCCUUUCAUGUUAUAUUUAUGGGAUGAAUCUGAACACAUGCCAAUACUGGUAAAAAACAAUGCUGCAGAGAAAUUGUUCGGAAACAUCAAGGCUGAAAGAGUUUACUUAUGCUAUAGAGAGUACAAGCGUGAUAAAAACCCUGAUCCAGGAUGUGUUGGAAGGAGGGGUCACCGUGGUACAAGAACCAGUAAUGCUCCCAAAGCUGCUGGAACAAGUGAUGAUUGCUCAUUGGAUGCACAUAAGAGGCAGGAAAGUGGGCAAAACCUUCAACGUAAUAAAAACUUAAAUGUUUUUCUAAUUUGGUUAGUUCUUCUUAAAAUGUUGAUGCAGCAAGGAAGAAACAGUCCUUUGAAAUUUGAAGUUGCUGUAAAUGCCAGCCUUGAUACAGAAAAUGGGAGGUUUGAAAUGGUCUCCGUGUCAACUCCAUGCUUCAAAAACAUUUGGUCUUUGGAAUGAAGUCAAUGUUAAA
This is a messenger RNA of Durio zibethinus, 1486 nucleotides long. Lineage: Eukaryota; Viridiplantae; Streptophyta; Magnoliopsida; Malvales; Malvaceae. The record is from RefSeq and is a predicted model, not a curated record.